Molecule: messenger RNA, 2124 nt
Organism: Paralichthys olivaceus (Japanese flounder)
Lineage: Eukaryota; Metazoa; Chordata; Actinopteri; Pleuronectiformes; Paralichthyidae
Source: RefSeq, a predicted model, not a curated record
CCACGAUACGAAAAAAAAACUUCAGACAGAAAGAACGGGCUGAAUGAGACGAGGCUCUUCUCAUCCGACCCCGGACGAAACAAGCUGUCCCACCCCCGGCUGUGAUGGCAGCGGACACGUCAGCGGCAAGUACGCCCGACACCGCAGUGUCUACGGCUGCCCGCUGGCCAAGAAGAGGAAGGCUCUGGAAAAACAGCCGCUGGAGCCGGCUGCCAAGAGGAGGCCCUUUCUCACCUCCUGCCCAGGCGAGGAGGAGGAGGAGGAGGAGGAAGCCAGCGUCUACACCAGCUACGAGAACGAAGCCAUAGAGGCAGGGGAGGUGGGGAAGGAGCAACGGGAGGUAGCGGAGGAUGACGAGGAGGAAGAGGAUGGGGAGAGAGAGGGAGAUGAGGAGGAGGUGGAGGAUGAGUUCUCAGAGGACAACGAGGAGCAGGGCGAUGAGGAGGAGGAGGAAGAAGAUGAGGAGGUAGAGGUGGAGAGGGCGGAUACGACAGUAGGAGGGGAGCGGGCGGAGGAGGAGGAGGAAGAGGAGGAGGAGGAAGGGAUGGAUGACGAGGAGGAGGAAGUGGAUGAUGGUGAUGAUGAGGAGGAGCAGGAGGACGAGGGAGAGGAAGAUGAGCAAGAGGACGAAGAGGAGGAAGAGGAGCAUAAUCAUCAGCAAGAGAACCACUAUAAACCCGGUGGACAAUCAAAGCUCCUUCCAGGCCAGAAGGACGACAACAACAACAGCUGCACCAUCGGCGCCGGAAACAGCACCGGAGAAGAUUACGAGAACUACGACGAAUUGGUCGCCAAGUCGCUGCUCAACCUGGGCAAGAUCGCCGAAGACGCCGCCUACCAGGCCAUGACUGAGUCCGAGAUGAACAGCAACUCCUCCAACAGUGCCGGAGAGGAUGAGGAGGAUGAGGAAGAUGACGGCAGCGAGCGCGGUGACAGGAAGGGCGAGCUGAGCGUGGACCUGGACAGCGACGUGGUCAGGGAGACGGUGGACUCCCUGAAGCUCCUUGCGCAGGGUCACGGCGCCAUGCUGCCCGAAGACGGCUACCCAGAGGGCGUCAUGGUGGACGACUGCGGCCACGCUAACGGGCGGCCCGGCCUCGGGGUCAGGGUUCAUGCGGACGAGAGCGAGGAGGAGGUGUGUCUCAGCAGUCUGGAGUGUCUGAGGAACCAGUGCUUCGAUCUGGCUCGGAAGCUGAGUGAGACACAGCCGUCGGAUCGCCCCGCCCUCCACGCCCUCCACCAACAACUCCAACACCAGACAGACCAGCACAUGAUGCAUCACCAGAACAGUCAAAUUUUUUAUCCCACUGUCAGGUACGAGAGCUGCCAGCAGGGGGCGCUGGACGAGCCCAGGUCCCUGGAGCGCAGCUACUCCGACAUGGUGAACCUGAUGAAGCUGGAGGAGCAGCUGAGCCCGGCGUCCAGAGGUUACCCCACCAGCUGCAGCCAGGAGGGCGACGAGGACACCACGUCGGUGGCCUCCGACCGCUCGGACGAGACCUUCGACAUGGCCAAGGGAAAUCUGUCGCUGCUGGAGAAGGCCAUCGCUCUGGAAUCAGAGAGGGCAAAGGUCAUGAGGGACCGGAUGGCCUCAGAGCACGCGCUGCCCCGGCGUGAUCACCACCACCACCACCACCACCAUCACCACGGCCACGGAGAGCACAGCUCCAGGCUGAGCAGCGGUGGAGAGGAGCGCAAGUCCAGGAUGCACCACGACGGGUUGAAGAGGGCGUACUACCCUAAAGACUCUUCCAGGGGCGAGAAGAAGGAGAGCAAGUGUCCGACGCCGGGCUGUGACGGGACAGGUCACGUGACGGGUCUGUACCCGCACCACCGCAGCCUGUCCGGAUGUCCCCACAAAGACCGAGUCCCGCCUGAGAGUAGGUCCCACUGCCUGGAUAUUGUUCUGCACUGAAAACACUCAGAUAAGAACAAUCUGACAAGUCAUUUCAGACCAAACACAACUUCAGUCUGAUGCUUCAUAAAUCCAAUUACCUCCUUCUCUUUACCAAAGUGUGUAGAUCAAGAUGAACCGCAGUAUCAAGGCCCCGCCCAUACACACACUUGACCAAUCAGAAGUCAAUCAUGACGUCUCAGCCUGUUUUUAUAUCAUCAAAUAAUGAU